Cuscuta epithymum is the source of this 3016-nucleotide messenger RNA. NCBI's taxonomy places the organism in Eukaryota, Viridiplantae, Streptophyta, Magnoliopsida, Solanales, Convolvulaceae. The record is from the annotation of a GenBank genome assembly.
CUGAAAAAUAGGAGAACAAAAAAGAAGUAGUAAACAGGCCCGAACAUUUCCACUUGAAUUCAACAAUCCCUGCGCCAUCGCUCCUUCUUCGAGAUCUGGUGAGCCUCAGCUCCUUCCCUCCACGCUUGAAUCACCGCUCCAUCCUUUUUUCAAGCUUCAGAUGAAAGAUAGUAAAGAUGGAACGAAGUCUGACAGGUCCUCGAAACCUGCUUCUACUGACUCUUAUCCACUUGUUCUGGACAUUGAUGACUUUAAGGGGGAGUUUUCUUUUGAUGCAUUAUUUGGAAACUUGGUGAAUGAACUAUUACCAUCUUAUCAAGCUGAAGAAAAAGAUUCAUCUGAAGGUCAUGGAACCCACUCCGAUUCUCUAGCAAAUGGAAAUGUGCGAAUGGCACCAGAUGCAGGAAAGGCAGUUCAGGGGCAAUUAAGUCCCCUGUUCCCCGAAGUUGAUGCUUUACUAGAUUUAUUUAAGAACUCUUGUACGCAAUUGAUUGAUCUCAGGAAACAGAUUGAUGGGAAGCUUAACAAUCUCAAGAAAGAAGUUGAUGUUCAAGACUCAAAGCACAAGAGAACACUUGCUGAGCUAGCAAAAGGUGUAGAUGGCUUGUUUGACAGCUUUGCACGUCUGGAUUCUCGUAUAUCUAGUGUGGGCCAAACCGCUGCCAAAAUUGGAGAUCAUCUGCAGAAUGCAGAUGCACAGCGAGAAAAUGCUAGUCAAACUAUAGAGCUUGUUAAGUACUUGAUGGAGUUUAAUGGUAGUCCUGGAGAUCUGAUGGAACUCUCUCCUUUAUUCUCCGAUGAUAGUCGCGUCGCUGAGGCUGCUUCAAUUGCACAGAAAUUGAGGUCAUUUGCUGAGGAAGAUGUUGGAGGACACGGUACAACGGGGAAUGCAAUGGCAAGUAGAGGAUUGGAAGUUGCUGUUGCUAACCUCCAAGAAUACUGCAAUGAGUUGGAAAACAGAUUAUUAACACGUUUUGACGGAGCUUCACAAAGACGGGAGUUGAAUACAAUGGCAGAAUGUGCGAAAAUUUUGUCAAAGUUUAACAGGGGUACUAGUGCCAUGCAACACUAUGUUGGACUGCGUCCGAUGUUUGAUUUGGAAGUCAUGAAUGCAGAUGCUAGAUUAGUUUUCGGUGAUCAAGGAUCCCAACCUAGCCCUAGCAAUGUUGCACGUGGUCUUUCUUCAGUGUAUAAAGAAGUUACAGACACCGUGAGAAAAGAAGCGGCCACUAUAAUGGCAGUAUUUCCUUCACCAAAUGAUGUCAUGUCAAUAUUGGUUCAGCGGGUUUUAGAAGAUCGAGUUCCAAAACUUUUAGAGAAGCUAUUGACGAAGCCAUCUCUUGUCAAUCCACCUCCAACUGAUGAAGGUGGACUAAUACUGUAUCUCAGACUAUUGGCUGUGGCAUAUGACAAAACACUGGAGCUUGCUAGAGAUUUACGUGGGGUUGGGUGUGGUGACUUGGAUGUUGAAGGCCUAACAGAAUCUCUGUUCCUCCCGCACAAGGAUAUUUACAUCGAGUAUGAACAGGCCUCUCUCAGGCAACUUUACAAAGCUAAGAUGGAGGAGCUUCAUUCUGAAAGCCAGCAAUCGUCUGAGUCAUCUGGCACUAUAGGACGCUCUAAGGGCAAUUCAAUGACAUUGUCUCACCAGCAAAUAUCUGUUACGGUGGUGACAGAGUUUGUGCGAUGGAAUGAAGAAGCAAUAUCUAGAUGCACCUUGUUUUCAUCACAGCCUGCAACACUUGCUGCCUAUGUAAGAGCUGUUUUCACUUGCCUUUUGGACCAAGUUAGUAUGUACAUUACUGAAGGCCUUGAGAGAGCCAGGGACAGCUUAACUGAAGCUGCAGCUUUGAGGGAAAGAUUUGUGUUAGGAACUAGUGUUAGUAGAAGGGUUGCUGCUGCGGCUGCUUCAGCUGCAGAAGCUGCUGCUGCUGCUGGGGAAAGCAGUUUCAAAUCUUUCAUGGUGGCUGUUCAACGUUGUGGGAGCAGUGUGGCUAUUGUGCAACAAUACUUUGCCAACUCUAUAUCCCGUCUUUUAUUACCUGUUGACGGUGCACAUGCUGCCUCCUGCGAAGAAAUGGCAACAGCCAUGUCAAGUGCUGAGGGUGCUGCUUAUAAGGGUCUUCAACAAUGCAUUGAAACUGUUAUGGCUGAGGUGGAACGUCUGCUAUCAACGGAACAGAAGGCAACAGAUUAUCGGUCACCUGAUGAUGGCAUUGCCCCUGAUCAUCGACCAACCAUUGCCUGUACAAGAGUUGUUGCUUACCUGUCCCGAGUACUUGAAUCUGCAUUUACUGCACUUGAUGGGCUCAACAAACAAGCAUUUCUCAGUGAACUGGGAAACCGCCUUCAUAAAGGUUUACUUAAUCACUGGCAGAAGUUUACUUUCAAUCCUAGUGGAGGAUUGCGCUUGAAACGUGAUAUAACAGAGUAUGGGGAGUUUGUUCGUAGCUUCAAUGCCCCUUCAGUAGAUGAGAAAUUCGAACUGCUGGGAAUCAUGGCAAAUGUCUUCAUUGUCGCUCCCGAAAGCCUCUCCUCUCUUGUUGAGGGAACCCCAAGCAUCAGGAAAGAUGCACAGAGGUUUAUUCAGCUUCGAGAGGACUACAAGAGUGCAAAGCUUGCCUCCAAGCUCAGCUCCUUGUUUGGCUAAGGCACCUAUGUUACCUCAUACAGAAGCUGCAUUCUAGAGAAAAGUCUUUGACAGAGUGACAUAGCCUUUAUUUAGAGGGGCAUGCUGGUCUUUUAAAUUAUGACCUAUGUAAAUUAUAAUUAUUGUUGAUUAAUACAUUAUAAAAGAUCAAACUCUGUAAUUUAUAAACAAUACAUAUGGGCAUAGUCUAGUUACGGAUGAGAUUUGUUUACUCUUUUACGCUUUUACGGGCAUAGUCUAAUUUAUAAAGCCUUGUGAUUGAGAAACCUCCCUACGAUUACAUUGAAGGUGUUAACCGGUCACAUUUGUCACCUUGUUAGUACCUACUGUUAUUUUAUCUCAAAUGCACAAUUGUGCCUCCGGGAA